AUGUGGGGUGUUCUAGCUUCUUUUAAUUGUCUAUUUCUAGAUUUGAUGCAGAUCUAUAUACAAGUUUUCUGCUUGCAUGGAGGUCUCUCUCCUUCUUUGGAUACACUGGACAAUAUCAGAGCAUUGGAUCGUAUACAAGAGGUUCCACACGAAGGACCAAUGUGUGAUCUCUUAUGGUCUGAUCCCGAUGAUCGUUGUGGGUGGGGAAUAUCUCCCCGUGGUGCUGGAUACACAUUUGGCCAGGAUAUAGCUUCACAGUUCAAUCAUACCAAUGGUCUCUCGCUGAUAUCUAGAGCUCACCAGCUUGUUAUGGAAGGAUACAAUUGGGCUCAGGAGAAGAAUGUUGUCACUGUAUUUAGUGCUCCAAAUUACUGUUACCGGUGUGGGAAUAUGGCUGCCAUACUGGAAAUCGGAGAGAACAUGGAUCAAAAUUUUCGUAUACCUUAG
Molecule: messenger RNA, 447 nt
Organism: Lathyrus oleraceus (garden pea)
Lineage: Eukaryota; Viridiplantae; Streptophyta; Magnoliopsida; Fabales; Fabaceae
Product: serine/threonine-protein phosphatase PP2A catalytic subunit
Exons: 4
Coding region: 1-447 (148 amino acids)
Molecular function (GO): protein serine/threonine phosphatase activity
Source: RefSeq, a predicted model, not a curated record